AUGAGCGCCCAGAACACUGACACCGCUAUGAGUGGCGGCGAUGCUACCCUUGACAAGGGCAAGGGCAAGGCCGCCGAGCCCACCCGUGAGGACGUCACCAUGGGUGAGGAGGACAGUUCCGACGAGGAGUCUGGUGUCGAAGACCAGGCCCCCGAACCUGAGGAGGUCGACGAGGAUAACAUGGAGGAGAUCGAUCCCGACAACAUCAUCCAGGAUGGCAGGCGCACGCGCGGCAAGACGAUCGACUUCAGCAAGGCUGCCGAAGAGGCCGGUCCGGACGACUACGACGAGGAUGAUGAUGAGGACUUCGAGGACCCCGACGAGUCCAUGGAGCACUAG
This is a messenger RNA of Lasiodiplodia theobromae, 339 nucleotides long. Its product is annotated as Histone chaperone domain chz protein. The coding region runs from base 1 to 339 and encodes 112 amino acids. The record is from RefSeq and is a predicted model, not a curated record. NCBI's taxonomy places the organism in Eukaryota, Fungi, Ascomycota, Dothideomycetes, Botryosphaeriales, Botryosphaeriaceae. The transcript has 3 exons.